Musa acuminata subsp. malaccensis (wild Malaysian banana) is the source of this 2587-nucleotide messenger RNA. Its product is annotated as transcription factor MYC2. Gene Ontology annotation, biological process: regulation of DNA-templated transcription. Gene Ontology annotation, molecular function: protein dimerization activity; DNA-binding transcription factor activity; transcription cis-regulatory region binding. NCBI's taxonomy places the organism in Eukaryota, Viridiplantae, Streptophyta, Magnoliopsida, Zingiberales, Musaceae. Gene Ontology annotation, cellular component: nucleus. The record is from RefSeq and is a predicted model, not a curated record.
UUCUGCGCCUUUACGCCCUCUUUCCACGCCUUCUUCCUUGCUCUGUCAACGGUAGCUGCCAAGCUCCCUGCUCCGCUCUCUCUCGCGCGCACGGUGGGUGACAGGAACAGAGGGAUCCGGUUCAUGCGCAGGAGGCGGACCGCCUUCGGUGAUCGAUCGAGAAGAGGAUGAACCUGUGGGCAGAUGAUAAUGCCUCCAUGAUGGAGGCCUUCACCGAUCUCCAGGGCUUCCCGUGGGCGGCUACUCCUACUCCGUCCACCCCACCCCUUCCCACAGCCUUGGAUCCGGGGAGGGCCCUCAUCGGCCCUCCCACUCCCGCUCCGCCUCCGACGGCGUACUUCAACCAGGAGACGCUCCAGCAGCGGCUGCAGACCCUGAUCGAUGGGGCGGGGGAGAACUGGACGUACGGCAUAUUCUGGCAGUCGUCCGUGGACGCCGCCUCCGGGGCGUCUUUCCUUGGGUGGGGCGACGGCUAUUACAAGGGUUGCGAGGAGGACAAGCGGAAGCAGCGGGCCGCCAGCGCCGCCUCCGCUGCCGAGCAGGAGCACCGCAAGCGCGUUCUGCGGGAGCUCAACUCGCUCAUCUCCGGCGGCGGGUCCUCGGCUCAGGACGAGACCGUCGAGGAGGAGGUCACUGACACCGAGUGGUUCUUCCUCGUCUCCAUGACCCAGUCCUUCGUCAACGGCGACGGCCUGCCCGGCCAGGCUCUCUACGCCGGCGCCCCCUCCUGGGUUGCCGGCUGCGACCGUCUAGCUGCCGCGCCUUGCGAGCGCGCCCGCCAGGCCCAGCUGUUCGGUAUCCAGACCAUGGUCUGCUACCCCGUCGGGUCCGGCGUGCUCGAGCUCGGAUCCACCGACGUGAUCCUCCACAGCCCCGAGAUCAUGGGCAAGAUCAGCGUCCUCUUCAAUUUCGGCUCCCCGGAUUCGCCCUCCACUGCUGGCGCAUCCUUGAUCGCGCCGCAAUCUGCAGCUGCGACCCCCGCUGCAGACCAGGGAGAGACGGAUCCGUCGGUGCUCUGGCUAACAGAACCCUCCAUGGUCGAGAUCAAGGACUCCGUCUCCCCUGCCCCGGCCGCCGCCGACAUCUCCGUCACAAAACUCCCGAUCCUACUCGAAAGCAACCCUAGCUCCACUGUCCACAUCGAAAACCCUGCUUCUUCUAUGGAGAUCCAAAAAGCCCUCUACGGCCACCAGCAACAGAUCCAUCAUCCGCAGCAUCAGAGUAGCGGCAGUAAACCGCAGAGCCAACCUUUCUUCUCCAAAGAGUUAAAUUUCUCCGGGUUCGCCUCGAACGGCUCCGUGGCUUUGCACUCGGUCAAGCCGGAGUCGGGGGACAUCCUAAAUUUCGCCGGUGGCAAGAGGAAUUCCUCGCCGGUCCCUGUCACCGGCAGCGUCUUCUCCCACCACCAAGCCGCCGCUGUGGCAGACGACAAGAAGAACAGCAAAUCCACGGGGACGACAUCCAUGGUGAGCAACAACGAUGAGGGGAUGCUCUCCUUCUCGUCGGCUCCCACAAGGCCGCCCUCCAAUAGCCAACUGAAGUCUUCCUGUGGCGGCGGUGUCCUCGAUGGUGCCGAUUCGGAUCAGUCGGACCUGGAGGCGUCGGUGCGCGAGGUGGAGAGCAUCCGGGUGGUGGAACCGGAGAAGCGACCGAGGAAGCGGGGCCGUAAGCCUGCCAACGGUCGUGAGGAGCCUCUGAACCAUGUAGAAGCCGAGCGGCAGCGCCGUGAGAAGCUCAAUCAGAGGUUCUAUGCGCUGCGUGCGGUAGUCCCCAACGUGUCCAAGAUGGACAAAGCCUCCCUCCUGGGUGAUGCCGUCUCAUACAUCAACGAGCUCCGGUCAAAGCUUCAAGCUUCGGAAGCCGACAAGGAGGAGCUGCAGUCACAAAUGGAGAUCAUCAAGAAGGAGCGCGAAUCCGCCCCUGCCCGCCCAGCGCCGCCGCCUCGAUACGACGUCAAGAUGAUGAAGGGAUGCCAUGGGGUGGAAAUCGACGUGAAGUUACUGGGAUCGGAGGCCAUGAUCCGAUUGCAGAGUCAAAAACGGAAUCACCCAGCCGCAAGGCUGAUGGCUGCAUUGCAGGACCUCGAUCUCGAAGUGCAUUACGCAAGCGUGUCCGUGGUGAAGGACCUCAUGAUCCAGCAGGCAACGGUGCAGAUGUCGAGCAGGGUGUACACGCAGGAGCAGCUCAAUGCCGCCCUUUACUCUAGACUGGUUGCCGAGACACCACCAUUCAGCAGAUAAGUCUGCUGAGAGCGAGGACAGUUUUGGCGAGGAUUGCUGGCUCAGCCUGCGUUUACUUGUGGCCGGCCGGAGUUCGUAGUUUAUGUGCCGAAUUCUGUGUCAUGUCUACUGAUAUAUAAACGGAACUGUGGAAGUUGUCAUGUCUACUCCUUAGGGUUGCAGUGAGUUUCUCAAAAGUGAGACGGAGCUGCGGCCAGGAAGGUCGGUAUUUGUACGCAAGGAAGGUGGUGCUAUGUCUCUGUUGAUGUAUAUAUACCUAUGUUGCAUGUCUACUGCUGCAGCUUUUCUCGGAUCAGAGAUGGCCUUCUGGAUCUUGUUUCAUGUGAAACGUGGCUUGCUUCAUUUUA